Molecule: messenger RNA, 1615 nt
Organism: Carassius auratus (goldfish)
Lineage: Eukaryota; Metazoa; Chordata; Actinopteri; Cypriniformes; Cyprinidae
Exons: 3
Coding region: 4-813 (269 amino acids)
Biological process (GO): negative regulation of neuron apoptotic process; ciliary neurotrophic factor-mediated signaling pathway
Molecular function (GO): ciliary neurotrophic factor receptor binding
Source: RefSeq, a predicted model, not a curated record
AUUAUGACGCGCUUUGUAAUUAUGUCUCUUUCAGUGAAGCUGGCGCGAGUCCCGGAGCUUUUAAUUUCUCGGAACCGGCGUGGCGUGACGUCAUCACGCCCCCCGGUGCUCGCGGUAUCCCACGGACGGCAGGAGCUGCACGGGCGCGCGAGCUCUCCUCGAUUGGCCCGGGUGAUAUUUAAGGCUCGAGGCGCGCGCGGUAACGGACACGCUAACGGGAGCCGCGACGCAAUGGAGGGAACAGCGGACUCAGACACGCCCGUCCCCGAGAGAACCGCGGCGGACAGAGCGGCGGCGCUCGCGCGCUUGCUGCACCGCGACUGCACGCGUCUGCUCGAGCUCUACAAAGAGCGGGAGGACUUCCUGUCCCAGCAUGCACCGGGCGGCGAGCGUCUGGUGACCCUGACCCUGUGCCCUGAGGCCCUGAGCACCACUGAGCAGGUGGGACACGUGCGCUCGGCCCUGCGGCGCUGCAUGGAGCUGCUGGAGUGUCUGAUUGUGCGAGAGGUGGAGGAGAUGGGCGAGGAGCUGCAGGGAGAGUACGAGAAUCUGAGGAAGAGCGUGAAGGACCGGCUCGGGCACCUGCUCCACAGCACCGGGGCCCUGCUGGAGAACGGAGAGGGGGGCUGCCCGCCGUCCCCACCGCUGCAGUGCGUCCAGGGUCAGGAUGAAGUUGAAGCUUCUGAUAGUUUUGCUGCUAAAGUCUGGACCUACAGAGUUCUGCUGGAGCUCAUCCACUGGACCGAUUCUGCCUCCCAAACCCUUCAUGUGUUCCACACCGAGGCACACGGCCAGCAGCAGCAGCUCCUCUAGAUCCUGAACUAAACUCCACAUUCAGAGGGAAUCAGUAAUCUAGGCCAGGACCACGUUUAGUGCAGGAAACCAGUGCAGAUCAAGGCCGCAGACGUCUAGAACUCACUUGGAUUUAAUCAGACCUGUAGUUUAGACCACACCGAGUUCAGGACUAAAACAGAACCAAUAUUGAUUACAAAAACUCAUGUAGCAUCUCUCAAUCUCAGCAUGAAUAGUGUUUUCCCCCCAAAUCAAAGCAUAUCCUUUGUUUAUACCCCAGAGUUUAGUUUUAUAUCCCACUGAUGAAUUAUUUGACUUGUUUUAUAAACCUCUCAACAGCAACAAAACCGUUUGUUUGGGGUAAAUUACAUUUAAGACAUUCUCUUAACUUUAACUGGAUCCAAAGACAACAUACUCAGUUUUGGGGAGUAUAUUGCUACGUUCAGAUGAGAUUCUACUACUCUACGGUCUUGGUCUUGAUAUUGUGUGCGAUUUUAACAGUAUGCUGUGCUCUUGAAGUAUGAUACAGCUGCCCAUCAGGGCUCUUCUGUGAAAUACAUCACGCUUCACACACACACGCUUCAGCUUUAGUUACACACCUGAAGAAACCUAGACGUUUACCUGUAAAUUCAACAGAGGUCAGUAGAGAGUCCUUCACUGCAGGAAGUGUUCUGCCCUCAUUUACUCUCACUACAAACUUUAGAAGAUAUUUACUGCUGUUCUAGUCCAAACAAUGAACACAGACAGUGAGCAGAAGCGCUCAAGGCAACAGAAUGCACCAACUCAAGAAAUCUUAAUGCAUGUAACAUGCAAAAAUUGCAAU